GCGCAGCUCCUGUUGAAAUGGAUGACUUGGAGUCAGAGUUUAAUCUGAAAGUUGUCCUGGUCAGUUUCAAGCAGUGUCUCAAUGAGAAGGAAGAGGUGCUGCUGGACCACUACCUCGCCAGCUGGAGGGGGCUGGUCAGGUUCCUGAACAGCCUGGGCGCUAUCUUCUCGUUCAUCUCCAAGGACGUGGUAGCGAAGCUGCAGAUCAUGGAGCAGCUGUGCGGCGGCCCCCAGCGCGAGCACUAUAGCACCCUGCAGGCCAUGGUGGCCUACGAGGUGGGCAGCCAGCGGGUGGACCUGGAGCGGCGCUCCCGCCACCCCGACUCGGGCUGCCGGACGGUGCUGCGGCUGCACCGCGCCCUGCACUGGCUGCAGCUCUUCCUGGAGGGCGUGCGCACCAGCCCUGAGGACGCGCGCACCACCGCGCUCUGCACUGACUCUUACAAUGCCUCCCUGGCUGCCUACCACCCCUGGAUCAUCCGCCGGGCCGUCACCGUGGCCUUCUGUGCACUGCCCACACGCAAGGUCUUCCUGGAGACCAUGAACGUGGGGUCCCCCGAGCAGGCCGUGGAGAUGCUGGGCGAGGCCCUGCCCUUCAUCGAACGCGUCUACAACAUCUCCCAGAGGCUUUAUGCCGAGCACGCCCUGCUGGACCUACCCUAGGGGCUGGCGGGCCCAGAUGGGGUGGGCUUCCCCCAAUCCAGAGCUGGGUGGGGGCAGCCGGGACCCAUCAGUGCCACCGUGGAACUUUUCUGGGUCCCCCUGUGAGCUGAGCUUGUCGGGAGCCACUCAGAGCCUCCAGCCGCUGCAGACAGGCUUCACGGAGAAGACAGACGCUGGCCGUCUGCUCCACGCCCGGCCUCUCGUUUGCCCGGGCAUCUCAUCUUUACGCUCAGCUAAGUUACACCCAUGUCUAGUCAGGCCUCUCCCUGGUGGAUGAAGUGCAGGAAGCAGGCAGUGGGGGGCAGGAUCAGUGUUCAUGGAAAAGCUGCCUCUGCCCGGGGCUCAAGUCUUUGAGCUACGGGGAGUCACGGGGCCCAGGAUGCGGUGUCUGCCCAGCUGGGCUGCCUUGGGCCCCUCGGUAAAGGCUGGCUGUCCCCAGGACAGGGCGGAGUCCUGGGCGGGGGUCAGCACUGCAGGCUUUCUCCCCGCCCCUCUCCUCCUCAGCCAGGGGGCAGUGACAGCAGGAUCUGAAGCCCCGAGGGAAGGCCUGCCCUGCUGCCACCGCCCUGCACACAUGUCAGCGGCCGCCUGCAGCCUGGAGUCUGCACAGUACAGCCCCAGAGCCCCCAGGAUCCCAGGACUCCUCUGGGCCAGUGCUGGCCUCCCUCCCCAGCAUCCAGCGAGAUGCCGUGUUCCCUCUUCCUUGCCCCUUACUGCUCCAUCCCCGUGGAGCUCAGGAGAGCCAGGAUGACAGCACAAGGGAGGGAGCCUCGACCCGCUCUGCCUCAGUGACAGGCUGGCAGGUGGCCACACCCAGCCCGGCCGUCACCCAGUGCUUGGGGGCCUGGCCCCACCCACUGCCUCUUCACUGUGAGGCCAGGACCUCAGGUGUCACGGGGACAUUAUUCACCAUGCAGCAAAUGUACGUAAGUGCAAGCUUUCAGGCACCCUUAGAAGCUGUAAUACGGGUGAUGGCUUUUCUAAAAUAAACUGCACUUAGCAGAACUGCUGCUCUCCAGGACGGGGGUGUUGGGUGUGCCAGGCACUUGCUUCCAGGCAGUCAGGGCCGUGUCAACCACAGGGCCGUGAGGUAUGCCCCAGCCAGUGCUGGGGACCUGCCCGUCUCUAUGCACACUUUAGCCCUGCCAAGCCCCAUCUGUUGCCAAGGUCCACAUUAUCCCCACUUUACAAGUGAGAAGACUGAGUCACAGAAUCACCUAAGUGGCUGAGUUGGAAACGCAGGUCUGAGGUCAGCCACACACCGUGCAGAGAGAAGGAAAUCUGCCUGGACUGUAGCCAGUGGAGGGGAGCUGCUCACGCCAUGGCAGUGGCCUGGACAGAAGGAGAACGCCUGUCAGGGAGGGUCCUCUCAGACGCUGCCCAAAGGCCAGAACUCAAUAGCAGUGCCCAGCACAAGCCACCUCCAAGUCCCCACACCCAGCGGGGACCAGAGCCUGGUGUGGUGCCUGCAAAGGCCAGUGACUUGGGGGGAACAGCCCGCGGUUCCCCCGGGCCAGAGAGCGAGGGCUGCGUGGGUGUGCGCGUGUGCAUGCAAUGGUACAGGUGC
Molecule: messenger RNA, 2229 nt
Organism: Kogia breviceps (pygmy sperm whale)
Lineage: Eukaryota; Metazoa; Chordata; Mammalia; Artiodactyla; Physeteridae
Gene: CPTP
Product: ceramide-1-phosphate transfer protein
Biological process (GO): intermembrane lipid transfer
Cellular component (GO): cytoplasm
Molecular function (GO): lipid transfer activity
Source: RefSeq, a predicted model, not a curated record